UUGAAGUGACACCGUGACACCAUCUAACUAUAACCUCACUUUUCUUUACUGGCUCAGCUGGCUGUCAUUAUUAUUUAUUUCAAAAUAAAUUUUUACAAUUUUCCUCUAAAAUCCAGAAGAAAAUGUCUGAAGGUGAAGCUAGAAACAGCUUCGAAGGGUUUAUGAAAGCCAUAGGAAGAGCCAUAGACGGCCCCACUACUUGGUUCCGAAAACAAGUUGUGGAACCUAACCAAAAGCACUAUCCGUGGUACCAUCAGAAGUUCAGGCGAGUACCCACCAUCGACGAGUGCUAUACAGAUGAUGCUGUUUGUAUUUUUGAGGCCAAUCAACAGUACAGGCGGGACAGGUUGGUGGACAGCGAAAUAUUGACGAUUCUACGUGAAAGGUUCUCGGAUUGUGUUGUUUACGAGACCCCUGAUCAUGUGGAAAAGUGUUCUGGGCUUUUUAAGGAGUAUGAAGACGCUGCUGGUUAUUGGUUUACAAAAUAUGGUGAUUUGGGUGCUUAUCAUGAUGCCCAGACUGCUUACAUGAAGCAGAAACACAGAAUGAUUUGGGAGCGUAGGCACGGUCCAGUCGGAUCUGGCAUGAAUGGGAAAAAGGUUGACCCUGAUGCCCAAGGGGAUUGAAGAUGUUUGUUAAAUAAUAAUUAUUGUAGUUUGUAAAAUGUAUAGGGAUUAUAUUGAUUUUGAAAUAAAAAGAAAGCAAUCUACAUGAUGCAUUAAAAAAAUUGAGUUUGAU
Ceutorhynchus assimilis (cabbage seed weevil) is the source of this 738-nucleotide messenger RNA. The record is from the annotation of a GenBank genome assembly. NCBI's taxonomy places the organism in Eukaryota, Metazoa, Arthropoda, Insecta, Coleoptera, Curculionidae.